Molecule: messenger RNA, 1971 nt
Organism: Eremothecium gossypii ATCC 10895
Lineage: Eukaryota; Fungi; Ascomycota; Saccharomycetes; Saccharomycetales; Saccharomycetaceae
Gene: CDC27
Product: anaphase promoting complex subunit CDC27
Exons: 1
Coding region: 1-1971 (656 amino acids)
Biological process (GO): cell division
Molecular function (GO): protein binding
Source: RefSeq, marked provisional
AUGGAUCGACAACAUAGCUCUAUCCAGCAACAACCAAGGAUGUCAGCUGUUCUGCAGGAGACAAUAUCACAACUAAAGCAUUUGAUCAUAACCCAUAUUCAGCAGUUGAACUACGAUUCAGCCGAGUUCUUCUCCGAAUUGUUGUAUGCCGACUGCUCCUGCACCAACACCGGCAACAACACGGGUACCAUAGACGAGAGCCGCGAGCGGUUUGAUUCGUUGUACUAUUAUGCAUUGACGUUAUACUUGCAAGGGGACUACCACUCCUCCGUUCACGUGGUGAAGGACGCGCUUAGCAGCCACCUAGGCUGCGCGUACGUGUAUGCGCGGUGUUGUUUGAAGCUUGGGACGCGCUACCAGGAUGCCAUCCAGGCGCUCAUGGCGCUCCGAGACUGCUGGCAGAACGGUGUGACGAACUCCACGGACCUCUUCAUGUACCCGGACAAGGCGACGGUGCUGUCCGUGAUGGGACAGCUCUCGUUGAAGUCGCACCGGGAAAAGGAGGCAGUGAGCUUUCUUUCGCAGUCUUUGUCGACCAACAGCUACCAGUUGGAACCGCUCUCCAUUCUCUUUGAGAUGCGCGCGGACCUUCAGACGGUGAAGUUGUUCAAGCCCGUCAAGAAGUCGUGGAAGGCGAAACACUUGCGGACCGCAAAUAUCAUCUCCAAGCCGCAGACUCCGUUCAAGAUACCGUCGCGGUUAUCCACCUCUGCUGUUGGGGCAGCACCCAAUCCACUCCUCUCAACCUCCAGUGCCAUAGUAUCAACCUCCCCAUCCAUGAUGAGACGGUCCAAAUUUUUAAAUUCAAAUAGCAAUGCCAGCAACGCUACGUCGAACAUCAAUAACAAUAACAAUGUUAAUAAUAAUGGCCAGCAAUCUACGCCACCGUCAAAACUACUGAAUAUUGAACAUAAUAAAACUACCCCCGACGACAAGCUGUCGCCGUCACAAAUGCAACUACUAUCACAUAAUCCUCUCCCCCACAAACCGUUAGACCAAUUAAUGUACUGGAUGAUGAAAGCAUACAAGUCCUACUAUCGUUAUGAUUCAUAUAGAGCUAUUCGCCUUCUCAACGAGCAGCUCCCCUCCCAUAUUUUGCAGAAUAUGCCUUGGUGUUUAGCACUUCUAUCAAGGCUACACUUUGAAAUUCAAAACCAUGACAUGUCUCUGUCAUAUUUUAAUAAGCUUCGUCGGUUGCAACCAACUAGGCUUAAGGACAUGGAUGUUUAUUCGACCCUCUUAUGGCAUCUACACGAUAAGAUCCGCCUAGCCGAUCUUUGCCAUGAACUAAUGGCCCAAGAUGACAAAAACUGCAUUACAUGGUGCUGUCUAGGGAAUUUGUUUUCCCUAAAUCGCGACCAUGAUGAAGCCAUCAAAGCACUAAAAAAAGCCACUAGCCUCAACCCACAGUUUGCAUAUGCAUACACUUUACAAGGACAUGAGUAUUCCAAUAAUGAUGCUUUCGAUAAUGCCAAAAUGUGCUAUCGGAAGGCGUUGGCUAUCAACCCCAACCACUAUAAUGCUCACUACGGUUUAGGCAUGUCUUGUAUCAAACUAGGACAGUAUGAUGAAGCCUUACUUCAUUUUGAAAAGGCGCGUUCAAUCAACCCAGUUAAUGUUAUUCUGAAUUGCUGCUGCGGAGUUGCGCUAGAAAGGUUAGGACGCCGCGAGAAAGCCCUUGAUUUUUACCAAUUGGCAUGCGAAUUGCAACCGAAUUCAUCAUUGGCGUUGUUCAAGAAAUCACAGUUGUUAUUCAAUUUGGGGCAGUAUAGUAACGCAUUACAGAAUUUUGAAAAACUAGAACAAUUGACUCCUAACGAAGCUCCUGUUCAUUUCUUAUUGGGACAAUUAUAUCAAAUAGUUGGUAGGAAAAAAGACGCUAUAACACAAUUCACAAUUGCUAUGAACUUGGAUCCAAAUGGUAUCCAGUUGGUGAAAGAGGCGUUAGAGAAAUGCCAUGAACAAGGUUGA